Molecule: messenger RNA, 1269 nt
Organism: Arabidopsis lyrata subsp. lyrata
Lineage: Eukaryota; Viridiplantae; Streptophyta; Magnoliopsida; Brassicales; Brassicaceae
Exons: 3
Coding region: 220-678 (152 amino acids)
Source: RefSeq, a predicted model, not a curated record
GAGCGUCAUUACCGAUCCACUACCAAUAUUAACACGAUAACCGGAAAAUGCCAAAGAACCGGGUUUUAGAUUCUGUGUCGGUUCUUGAUACGAUUUAGCAGAGUCCUCGUAAUUCUUCAUCAUCCCUGCGAGUCAAUUAAUUUCCACAAGCAAUCUUUGGAUUUGAUCUGAGUUUAAAGAUCUUAAAUUUCUUCCAAAUUUGAAAACUUGAAGGAACAUAUGGCAAAACCCAGAAAUCUUUUUAGGGUUUGUUCUCUUCUAAUGGCGUUUUUGUUUGCUUACUCUGCAUCUGUCCAGCUUAAUGAUCCUGAUUGGUACUUUUGGUUUCCUCUCUACACACUCUCUUGUGUAAUUAAUCUGAUAAACUGCAGAAGAAGAAUAUCUAAAUCAAGAAGAAUCAAACAAAUGAUUGGAACAGCUCUUAGUUUAGGUCUGUUCUUGUUGGUUAAAGUGGUUGUAGAAGAUGUAAUAACAGAGAAAGUUGGAGUCUUGUCUUUAGAUCUUACUCAUAGAGUGGUUAGAGAGAAGAUUGGAAGUGGUUUAGUUAUAGCUUCAAUGGUUCUGCAACUACAAUCUUCUUCAGAAACCAUUGACUUUGGGAUGGUUGCAAUUGUAGUCUUUGGUUAUGGACUUCCCUUUUGGUUUUUCACAAUUGAGAAAGGAGAAAUCAAGAUUUGAUUAUCUGAAAAUUGGGAAAAAGAAAAGUCACAAGCUUGAAGGAAAAUGAAUAGUUCCAAAGCUGUCUAAAGAUUCAAGGGAAAAAAGGUAAAAAGUCUGAAGGAAAAUUAUUAAAACAAAUCUGCAAAGAAUGUUCCUAGGAACUAAAAUCUAACUUAAGAGACCUCUGCAAUUAGUUGCUUUACAAUGGCAUGGAUGCUCAUUUUCUUGUCCAGAUGGUACCGGUCUGCAUCCAUAGUCUCGGGUGAUCUCUUCUCCUGCAGCGAUCUAUUUUACAUACAUGACACAAAGAUUAUUGAUUACGGUCCAAUAUUUUGAUACUUCUUUCAAGCAAAAGAGAGAAGAAGAGCCUUACAUCCAUACUGGCGUAUAGACCGAUAUGAGCGAGCGGGGACUCCAUGCUUUCCACUAUAACUUGGUGAUUAACGAGAUUUGGUGAGCAGCUAGAGAUGAAAGUAGAUUGAAAUCAUCAGUCUUGUCGUAAAGGUUUUUUGAUACAUUUGUAAUAUAAACUCACCUGUGAUUGAUGAAUCGAGAGAUGUUGCCAUGAGUAGUAGCAUCGAUAGCAUAAUCGGGUUCUUCUUCCAUCAA